AUGGCCCAGUCGGACCCCACACAGCUCUUGCACGUGGGCCGGCAGAUCUUCAUCGGCUUCGCCGUCAUCGGCCUGGCCUUCAACGGGGUCCGCCUGCGGCAGGCCAUGCUGGCCAAGAGAGAGGUGACUUUGGAGGACCUGAAGGUCCUGGUGUCCAUCAGCCGCUCGCGAGGCCUCCUCCCAGGCGGCGAGAUGGGGGCGGUUGGGCAGGUUGAGCACACCGAGCCCAGCAAGGAGCAUCGCGAUGACCAGGCGCCCCCCGGAACUCAGGUGCCUCUCUGA
Symbiodinium natans is the source of this 282-nucleotide messenger RNA. The record is from the annotation of a GenBank genome assembly. Lineage: Eukaryota; Dinophyceae; Suessiales; Symbiodiniaceae.